Messenger RNA from Abrus precatorius (Indian licorice), 2063 nucleotides. Its product is annotated as phosphoinositide phospholipase C 2-like. The coding region runs from base 112 to 1875 and encodes 587 amino acids. The transcript is spliced from 9 exons. Gene Ontology annotation, biological process: lipid metabolic process; phosphatidylinositol-mediated signaling. Lineage: Eukaryota; Viridiplantae; Streptophyta; Magnoliopsida; Fabales; Fabaceae. The record is from RefSeq and is a predicted model, not a curated record. Gene Ontology annotation, molecular function: phosphatidylinositol-4,5-bisphosphate phospholipase C activity.
AAGACAACCUGUUUCUGGUUCCACUUCUUAUACCAUUGCUACCAACAUAACCCCAACAACGUUAAACUCAGAACCCACACGCAAUCGCAACACAACACAACCUAAGCCACCAUGUCCAAACAGACUUACAGUGUGUGCUUCUGUUGGCGCCGCCGGUUCAAACUGGCCCUGUCGGAGGCUCCACCGGAGAUCAAGAACCUUUUCGAACAGUACUCUGAGAAUGAGUUGAUGACUGCUUCUCACCUUCGAAGGUUCUUAGUUGAAGUGCAGAGACAAGAGAAGGCCACUGAAGAGGAAGCACAAGCCAUCAUCGAUAGCUCCAAGCAUUUCCAUCGUAGAGGUGCUGGCUUAAAUCUCGAAUCUUUCUUCAAGUACCUCUUCAGUGACAGUAACCCACCUCUCCCACCUUCUCUUGGGGUGCACCAGGAUAUGACUUUACCCUUAUCACAUUAUUUCAUAUACACUGGCCAUAAUUCCUAUCUAACUGGGAAUCAGCUCAGCAGCGACUGCAGUGAUGUCCCUAUUAUAAAUGCACUGAAGAGAGGUGUGAGGGUGAUUGAAUUGGACAUAUGGCCUAAUGCAUCAAAGGAUAAUAUAGAUGUUCUUCACGGAAGGACAUUGACAACUCCUGUAGAGCUCAUUAGAUGUUUGAGGUCUAUUAAGGAACAUGCCUUUGUGACAUCAGAAUAUCCAGUUGUAAUAACCCUAGAAGACCAUCUUACUCCUGAUCUUCAGGCUAAAGUGGCUGGGAUGGUUACUCAAACAUUUGGAGACAUACUAUUUACUCCUAGCUCAGAAAGCUUGAAGGAAUUCCAUUCUCCUGAAUCGCUUAAAAAGAGGAUUAUUAUAUCAACCAAACCACCUAAAGAGUACCUUGAGACGAAAGAAAAGGAAAAAGGGGAUGAGUCACAGCAGGGAAAGGCAACAAGCGAGGAUGAAGCUUGGGGGAAGGAAGUCCCAAGCUUAAAAGGUGGUACUAUGGCUGAUUACAAGGAUAACAGUACGGAGGAGGAUCUUAAUGAUGAGGAAGAGUUUGAUGAAUCUGAUAAGUCACAUCAUAAUGAAGCUUCUGAAUAUAGAUCUCUAAUUGCCAUUCAUGCUGGAAAGCCCAAAGGUGGAUUAGCAGAAUGCCUCAAAGUGGAUCCUGAUAAAGUGAGACGUCUAAGUUUAAGUGAGCAACAACUUGAAAAGGCUGCUAUAAAUCAUGCAAAAGAUAUUGUCAGGUUUACUCAGCGGAAUAUACUGAGGGUGUACCCAAAAGGUACUCGCAUUGACUCAUCCAACUAUAACCCAUUAAUUGGGUGGAUGCAUGGAGCUCAGAUGGUUGCAUUUAACAUGCAGGGAUAUGGGAGAUCACUUUGGUUGAUGCAUGGAAUGUUCAGAGCCAAUGGAGGGUGUGGUUAUGUUAAAAAACCAGAUUUUCUAUUAAAGACUGGUCCGAAUAAUGAGGUUUUCGAUCCUAAAGUCAAGUUACCCGUGAAGACUACUUUGAAGGUGACUGUGUACAUGGGAGAAGGAUGGUAUUAUGAUUUCAAGCAUACACACUUUGAUCAGUACUCACCACCAGACUUCUACACGAGAGUGGGAAUUGCUGGAGUCCCCAGUGAUACUAUAAUGAAGAAAACUAAACCAAUAGAGGAUAACUGGUCACCUACAUGGAAUGAGGUAUAUGAGUUCCCACUUACUGUUCCAGAAUUGGCCUUGCUUCGCAUAGAAGUUCAUGAGUAUGACAUGUCUGAAAAGGAUGAUUUUGGUGGACAAACAUGUUUACCUGUUUGGGAGCUAAGAAGUGGCAUUCGAGCAAUUCCACUGCAUAGCCAAAAGGGAGAGAAAUACAACACUGUGAAGCUUCUUAUGCGCUUUGAAUUUUGUUGAUUCUGUGCAUCCUUCUACUCUACAUUAUGUACAGUCAUUAAUAUGUGUUAAUAAGAGUGUGUAUGUACUAUGUAGUAGUUAAAGAUGGUAUCGUGAAUGAUGUCCAUUGAGAAUAAUGUGUGUUUUGUCUUUCUUGAGGAUGUAUUUGUGUUGUAAGGCUUAUCAAUAUGUACUUAUAUGUCCCUGUG